Messenger RNA from Pedinophyceae sp. YPF-701, 1392 nucleotides. The record is from the annotation of a GenBank genome assembly. NCBI's taxonomy places the organism in Eukaryota, Viridiplantae, Chlorophyta, Pedinophyceae.
AUGGCGAAGCCAAGGAGGAAAAAGAGGACGCAUGUCGUGGAGAAUCCAGAUUCGGGGAAGAAGGGCCCGCCGAAGUCCAUGGUGUUCCGAAGAGGCCGCUUCGGGAACGUCAUCAAGGCGCUCGAGCACGACCUGCGCCAGGUCAUGCUGCCCCACACGGCUACGGGACUCAAGGAGUCCAAGCGCAACGUCCUGAAGGACUUCGUGUCAGUGGCCGGGCCCCUGGGCGUCACGCACUUCCUCAUGCUGACCGCCACGCAGCGCGCCAGCUACCUCCGGGUCUGCAAGGUCCCACGCGGUCCCACCCUGGCGAUGCGGAUCGUCAACUACUCGCUGGUGCGCGACGUGCAGGCCGCCGCCAAGCGUCCGCGCUACCCGCCGCAGGCCUUCCGUCACCCGCCGCUGGUCGUGAUGAACAACUUCGGCAAGGAGGAUCACAUGGCCCUCUCGAUGGCGAUGUUCCAGAACCUGUUCCCGCCCAUCGACGUCCAGGCGGCGCGGCUGUCGCAGUGCCAGCGCGUUGUGCUGCUCUCGCGCUCGAAGACCACGGGCCGCAUCUCCUUCCGGCACUACCUCGUCACCGCACGCGCCUCGGGCGUCUCGCGGGGCGUGCGCCGCCUCGUCGAGCGCCGCGGGGGGGGUGUGCCGGACCUGGGCCACCUGGGGGACGUGGCGGAGCUGCUGGGGGCCGGCGGGGAGGCGUCCGAGAGCGAGGCCGAGGACGACGACGCGCGGCUCGAGCUCGCGCAGGACUUCGUGGGGCGCGGGAACGUCGCGAACCAGCAGUCGGUGGUGAAGCUGCACGAGCUGGGGCCGCGCAUGGAGCUGGAGGUGGUCAAGGUGGAGGAGGGGCUGUGCGCGGGGGAGGUGCUGUUCCACGCGCACGUGCAGAAGACGGACGAGGAGAAGCGCGGGCUGCGGGACAAGGUGGCGGAGCGCGAGCGGCUGCGCGGCGAGCGGCGCGCGCAGCAGGAGGCGAACGUGCGGCGCAAGAAGGAGGAGAAGGCACGCCUGGAGGAGGAGAAGCCGAAGAAGAGGCGGCGCGCGGAGGCGGAGGGCGAGGGGGCCGCGCAGGCGGAAGAGGACGACGCGGACUGGUACCGCGACGAGGUCGGGGAGGAGCCCGACGACGACUUUGCAAGGGUGGCGGCGGCGCGGGCGCGCGGGAGUGGCAAGGAGCGGGCCGGGCGCCCGGACUGGAAGAAGAAGAAGGCGAAACGCGGCGGGGAGGGCGGGGAGGGCGCUGGCGGGCGCGAGCUGGGCGCGGGUGGCGCGAAGAUCGGGUUCAAGCAGCAGCGACAGGCGGGGGUGCGUGCGGGGAGGGGGAGGUCGGAGAAGGGGGCAGAGCGCGGGAAGAAGCGCGCGAAGGUGGACAAGGGGCGGAGGAAGUGA